Miscanthus lutarioriparius is the source of this 1053-nucleotide messenger RNA. The record is from the annotation of a GenBank genome assembly. NCBI's taxonomy places the organism in Eukaryota, Viridiplantae, Streptophyta, Magnoliopsida, Poales, Poaceae.
AUGUCUUAUCCGAGUAAUGUCUUUCCACUUGUUGAAGCUGACAGCCAUGUCAAAUACCAGUUUCCAGUUGAAUCGCUGGCCAUCGAGGGCGUGUGGAGUCCUAGUGGGAAAGAGUUGACACAGCUACUUGUCUACUUCCCAAAGCUCUCAGAUCUGGAGCUGUGGUUCUGUGCAAAGGUAACAGGGCUGGCUGUGAAUGUGAGGGGACAGCACGCAACAGAGACGCCCGGAACAACAACUUCAGCUUACAAAGAGGAUCAGCAGCAGGAUGCAAGAGCAAAUGUCGACGUAAUAGUCGCAUCAGAAGAAGCAGAACAUGGCCUAUUGAUUUUGCCUCCCCAACUGCAGGACCUGGAGAUCCAUGGCAGCCCAAAGCUGCGACUCCUUGGCUCCAAUCCACAUGACGACAGCAACAAAGAUGGACGAACUGGGCAAGGAGGAGGCCUCCGGGGUCUAAGCUCCCUCCGAAGGCUGGAAAUCGAGAAUUGCCCCGAGCUCCUGUCCUCAUACUCUUCUUCAUCCUUCUCUUCUUCUUUCCCCUUGCCCAACUCCCUGGAACACCUUAGAGAUUCCAUCCUGUUCCUCAAAACUGCAGAGGCUCUCGAAAUAGAUGAUGUGGCUGGAUUCACUGCUGCGGCCAUUCGUCAUAGCCUGCUCUUUUCCUCGCUCACCGAAUUGUGUAUUUGUGUGGAUCACAAGGUGAAGAGCCUCACAGAGGAGCAAGAGGCCCUUCUGUUUGUCGACUCCCUCGAGGAUAUCACAUUAAGUGGCCGGCACAACCUGCAGUCCCUCCCUGAACGGCUACCUAGACAUCCCAACCUCAAGAGGUUACACAUCUUGACGUGCGGAGCAAUCCAGAUGCUGCCCAAGGAGGGCCUCCCAAGUUCACUGCAAGAGUUGGAUAUCAUAGACUGUCCAAAAAUCCAGUCACUGCCCAAGGUGGAUGACCUUCCAAGCUCCCUGCGAUAUUUAAAUGUCCGUUACAGCGGAAGCGAGGAGCUAAGGAGACAGUGCCGCAAGUUGAUAAAUAUCAUUCCAAUAGUCCAAGUCUGA